GGGUGCAAGUAUUAAAGGGAGAUUGUCCUGCUCCCCGGCGCGGAGGCUUCUUCUUCCUCCUCAUCUUCGAUCUCAAAACCAGUCUCUCGCUCUGCAAUCGACAUUCGUUUUUGGUGCUUCCUUGCGACUUACACUACAACUCACUUAAUACUUACAACAACAACAACAACAACUUAAUCAAUCACGAUGCGUUUCACCGUUGUUCUGUCCGGCCUCUUUGCCGUCCUGGCUGCUGCCGCCUCCGAGUCCGGCUCACCUACUUCUGCUGCUCCGGCUUCUUCUGUCUCUCUCGACCCUGCCCAGCAGUCUCAGUAUAACUGUAUCCAUGCUUGCAAGGCCGGCGAUGUCAACUGCCAGGCUCACUGCAUUGCUGUCCCUUCUCCCGACCAGUCUCAGGUCAACGCCACCACUGCCUGCGUUGCCAAGUGCCCUCAGGGUGACGGCAGCCCUUCCCAGACCAACACCUACAAGCUGUGCGUGAACAAGUGCAUCGCCGACCACUACUUCGUCACCUCCGAGGGCACUCCCUCCCAGACCGGUGCUGCUGGCGACCACGCUGCCUCCAACACUGGCACUGACACCGCUGCUGCUCCCACUGGCUCCUCUGGCUCUGACUCUGGCUCUUCUUCCUCUGGCAACUCUUCUGGCACUGGCACCCGCUCUGGCAGCCCUACCCGAACUGGCGCUGCUGCUACCUCAAGCACCACCAACGCUGCUCCCGCCAUCAUUGCCUCUGGCGGUGCCCUCGCUGGUGUCAUUGCUGCCCUCCUGGCUCUGUAAACUUUGAGAUAUCCCCUUUUGAUUUCAUGUCAUCUUUUUUUCAGUUCGGUUUUGGAUUGGUUAAUGGAAGGGGUUUAAUUCGGGUUUCGGGGAUUUAAUGAUUGGGGUUGUGUAUUUACAUCCGUGGCUGGAUAGGGUAAUAAAAGGUGUCUGUUGGGACAAAAAGAUUCUGCUGCUUCUGUGUCAAGUACCCAACCGUGAUGGAACGUGAAAUUGUAUAAGUCGAUGAAGUUGCCUGUAGGCUCAUUUCUCAUCAUACACACCUGAUAUGUUCUCGAGUGGUUGUUUGAUCCAACAGUCGAGGCAGGUCGGCAUUCUGGCUUGUGCGUCUGGAGCAAUCGUCUGAUGUGGGG
Molecule: messenger RNA, 1133 nt
Organism: Trichoderma harzianum CBS 226.95
Lineage: Eukaryota; Fungi; Ascomycota; Sordariomycetes; Hypocreales; Hypocreaceae
Exons: 2
Coding region: 187-780 (197 amino acids)
Source: RefSeq, a predicted model, not a curated record